Papaver somniferum (opium poppy) is the source of this 621-nucleotide messenger RNA. Its product is annotated as extensin-like. The record is from RefSeq and is a predicted model, not a curated record. Bases 1 to 621 code for a protein of 206 amino acids. The transcript has a single exon. NCBI's taxonomy places the organism in Eukaryota, Viridiplantae, Streptophyta, Magnoliopsida, Ranunculales, Papaveraceae.
AUGGCUAAUCGUCCUCGUGUUCCUUAUAAGACUCCCCUAUCAAGCCCUUACAGACAUCCUCCACCUAGAAGUCCUGAUAUAUCUCCACCGAGGGGUGGUCCAGCUAAAUCUUCUCAACCGGAUCCUCGUACCCUCAAGACUUCGUCUUCAUCGAGUCCUAGGGUUUCUUCUCAGAAAAAAGAAGAUCUGCCCAAAGGUUCUCGGUAUGCGGUUAACCGUCCUUCGCCUAAUCCAUAUCCACAGCGUUCGGAGCCGUUGAUUAUUCGACCUCUUCGUUCUAUAGCUCCCCCUACUACGACGCUUUCUCAGAAACCCAAAACUUCGCAAUCCACUGUCUUGGUGAAGGACCCUUCUUCAAAAGGGGUUCCAUCGAAAGAGAACUUGUCAAGGAAUGUUGCGACCAAGAGGAAGGCUUCGGAUAUGAGUCCUCCGAAGAAUCCAUCGUCGGGAAAGAACGUAUCUUCCGAGGCUGCCCCAGUUAUCCGAAGUAUCUUAGUUUCGAAGAAGAAGAAGAAGGUUUCUUAUAGUCACGUUGAUCUAGAAGUUUUCAAGGCGAAGCAUGGUCUGAAAGCUUUCGAUUUUAAUUUUACAACCAAGGGGACGAUCUUACUUAUGAUAUGA